AAUCUAUAUCCAUAGCGCAGUGUUUAUUAUUGCAAGCCAAGAUGUAACGCAAUGUGCAAUAUAUAUUUAGACAUGUGUUAGAUCACCGCGCUACGAUUAUGUCUUAAUGCUAUUAGUCCGUGAUGUUUACAUGAUGGCAUAGAAUUAAGUGUUUAUCAGCUAUAACACUGUGCAUUACAUCUGUAUAGAGCUGUUUAUUGCUCUAGUGUCGCUUAUUAUAUGUCUUUUACAACCUAUCGCACGAUGGACAAUGAUGUUGUUAAGAAGAAGUGUACCAUUUUAAUGGUAUCUGAGUUUUUUUAUCCAGAUGUCGGUGGCAUAGAGACUCACAUUUGUGCACUAUCUACACGUUUAAUGGAAUUAGGUUACCGUGUAGUGAUUGUUACACGCCAGUUUGGUGAACGUCGUGGUAUACGAUACAUGUCAAAUGGUCUGAAGGUAUACCACAUACCAACUUUAUUUAUUGUAAGACCAUGUGGAAUUCCAACCUUCAUUGAUACAUUGCCACUAGCGCGUAAUAUUCUUAUACGUGAGGCGGUUGAUAUAGUCCACAUUCAUCAGACAACAACUCGUUAUGGAUCAGAGUUUAUAUUUAUUGCUUAUGUAAUGGGUCUCAAGACUGUCUUCACUGACCAUAGUUUAUUCAGCUUUAUUGACUUGGGUCCAACUAUACUUACUCUGUAUUUGAAAUCGCAAUCUAUAAUACUGAACCACAUUAUAUGUGUCUCAAAUACGCACAAGGAGAAUCUCGUCCUGAGAACUCAUACGGAUCCCAAUAGGAUAUCGGUAAUUGGCAAUGCUAUUGAAUCCGAUGCUUUUAAACCGCGCUCCGAGCCUAGGAACGAUGAUAAAAUUGUCAUUGUGGUCAUUAGUCGUCUAACUGCUAUAAAGGGUGCCAUGCUACUGAAUGCCGUAAUACCUAUAGUUUGCCAUCGUCAUGCUAAUGUAAAUUUCAUUAUAGGAGGUGACGGUCCUUAUUAUGCAUCUAUUGCUGAGAUCAUUGAUAAGCAUUACCUUCAUGACAGGGUAACUUUACUUGGUACUGUUCCAAACCACAAGGUGAACGACGUAUUGAUAAAGGGUGACAUAUUCCUCAAUACUUCCAAGAGCGAAUCGUUUUGUAUUGCUAUAUUAGAGGCUGUUUCAUCUGGUUUACUGUGCGUGGCAACUCACGUUGGGGGUGUACAUGAAAUAUUACCACGUGACAUGGUGUUACUUUCUAAUUAUUCUCCUGAAAGUGUUGCGGAUCGUAUAGAUGACGCUAUCAAGUUGUUACCUAGCAUUGAUCGUUUUGAAUUUCACAACCGUGUUCGUGAGAUGUAUUCAUGGCAGCGUGUCGCUCAGCAGGUUUCGGAUAUAUACCAAACGGUGUUAUCACGCCCUAGCAUCCAUCCACUUGAUUUACUCAACCAUUAUUGGAGGCCUACUACAUCAUUUCGUCCUAUAUUUAUUAUCAUGCUUGUGGCUUUGUAUUUGAUACUUUGGAUAACUGAUAUAGUUUCACCUAGGGACGAAAUUGAUAUAUCUCCAGAUUGGUCAGCGUGCAUGGUUAACCACUAAUUCAAUGUAGUCUACCUAUGGGCAUGUCAGCCAUCAACUAUU
This is a messenger RNA of Babesia bovis T2Bo, 1602 nucleotides long. Its product is annotated as PIGA (GPI anchor biosynthesis) family protein. Gene Ontology annotation, biological process: GPI anchor biosynthetic process. Gene Ontology annotation, cellular component: glycosylphosphatidylinositol-N-acetylglucosaminyltransferase (GPI-GnT) complex. Lineage: Eukaryota; Apicomplexa; Aconoidasida; Piroplasmida; Babesiidae. The transcript is spliced from 7 exons. Gene Ontology annotation, molecular function: phosphatidylinositol N-acetylglucosaminyltransferase activity. Bases 220 to 1560 code for a protein of 446 amino acids. The record is from RefSeq and is a predicted model, not a curated record.